Messenger RNA from Durusdinium trenchii, 498 nucleotides. Lineage: Eukaryota; Dinophyceae; Suessiales; Symbiodiniaceae. The record is from the annotation of a GenBank genome assembly.
AUGCGCAAAGGAGGAUCAAAGGCCUUGACGACUCUACAGCUGAACAAAGAGCUUCGCAGUGUGAGGUCACUCAACGCGUUGGCUGCCAUAGUGGAGGCGAGAUGCCUUGAAUUUGAUGGCCAUCAUGUUGCAACUUCAAUCUACAGCCUCGCUAAGCUUGCUUCUGGAAGGUCGGCCGAUGUUGCUGGCUUUGCUGUGGCGGGUUUGCUUUCGCAGCGGCUGGAAGAGGAGCUGCAUCGCGACGGACUUCGACAUCGAAGCCUUUCGAACGUUUGCUGGGCAGUAGCCAAGCUCAGUGCUGCUACACCACUGCUAGAAGGCUGUGCAAUCUCCUUGGCAAUUGCUGGUGCCUCGCGGGCUUUCGAGAUGAACUCGCAGGGCUUGUCCAACACCUGCUGGGCGAUGGCCAUACUCCAGAUGAAGCUGAGGGCCCUGCUGUGGCGCAAACCAUGGAGGAUUCUGACAGUGAUGUGCAGAUCGGGUUCGGUUGAAAGAUGA